AUGUGUAAAGGCAAAGUUAGGAAGGUAACAGUGGCCAUAAAUGUGUUUGAAAAGCCAUUUGGGGUACAGGAGGCCCACUAUUCUGAUGUAGUCUUCUUUACUGAGUUGUCAGCAAAUGAAACCCCAAGGACUGGCAAAGUUGUAGGGGUAAAGUUGCCAAAGUGGGAAAACAUUCAAGAUGCAGAGGCUGCUUCAGAAAGUAGUGGGCAAAAGAGGAGCAGCAAGUCCACAAGUCCUUUACCAAAGAUUGUUAAAGCUAUUAAAAGCCAAGCGCUUACAAACUUGCUAGCACAAUUUCCAUCUGGUGAACAUGAACCUGGAAAGGUACCUUUACCUGGUGAGGUCCAUAUCUCAGCAACUGCAGUUGAGACCUAUUGGGACAUAAAAUUUGAUGGAGCCUCUGGGGCUGGGAAAGGUGGAGCUGGCAUAACACUCACUAGUCAGGAGGGGAAGAAGUUUCAUUUAUCAUAUAAGCUUGACUUUGAAUGUUCAAACAAUGAAGUUAAAUAUAAGGUGCUGAUACUAGGUUUGAUUGCUGCCCAAAAGAAAGCCCUCUGCAAGCCAAAAAUUUGGGACGGCUCCAAAUUAGUUGUCAAGCAAACCCUGGGUGAUUUCGCAUUAAAGGAACCUCUUUUGGCCCCAUAUCGUACCAUUGUUCAGAAGUUGCUCACUCAGUUUGAUGAUGUCCAAAUCCAGUAUACCCCUCAAACACACAACCGUUUCCCUGUUGCCUUGGCUACACUAGGGGCAAAUGUGGAUAUACCAGAUGAUAGUAUAGCCAUCGUCAUCAAGAAAAGAAUAACACCAGAAGUGUUAGCCGAAGAACAUACAUAA
This is a messenger RNA of Camellia sinensis, 834 nucleotides long. The record is from RefSeq and is a predicted model, not a curated record. NCBI's taxonomy places the organism in Eukaryota, Viridiplantae, Streptophyta, Magnoliopsida, Ericales, Theaceae.